Molecule: messenger RNA, 2430 nt
Organism: Mucor velutinosus
Lineage: Eukaryota; Fungi; Mucoromycota; Mucoromycetes; Mucorales; Mucoraceae
Product: HTH myb-type domain-containing protein
Exons: 5
Coding region: 1-2430 (809 amino acids)
Cellular component (GO): nucleus
Molecular function (GO): protein binding
Source: RefSeq, a predicted model, not a curated record
AUGGAUCCAUUUCAAUCUUUAGGUCAAUUCAAUCCACAAAUCUAUGAGAGCAGCAAUGUGCCACCAUCUUCAGAUAAACUAUUUUCGUUCAGUGGAUUUCAGGCUGGAUUGAUGACAAAUCAGGCAUCAUCCGUGCAGGCACCGAAUGCUAGUUUACAGAAGCAACAACCUAGGCAACCUAGUAUACCGUCGCAACAGCACUUUAUACAACAACAGCAGCCAUUUGCACCGCCUCCACAAGCAGCACCACCAUCGCAAUCAAACCACCCAAUGAUGCAGUCCUCAGGAGCAACAUCCAUGAGCCAUUUCCAGCCCUCUGCUCCACCGCUAGUAAUGCCACCUGCACCUAUACCAUCGUCUGCAUCCAAUCAAGGCGACAGUGGUCGGUAUUCAGGCAUGUAUGCCAACACUGGCUUUGAUAUGCUCUCCAUCUUAUCGCGUGUCGCUAAUAGACCAAAUCCUCAGAUCAAUCUAGGUCCCGUUGAUUUGUCCUGUUCUUUUGUUGUUGUUGAUGCAAAACAAUAUGACUUUCCACUUGUUUACGCCUCGCCCAUGUUUGAAAGAUUGACUGGAUAUGCCCCAAGCGAAGUGAUAGGCAGAAACUGCCGGUUUCUCCAGGCACCCGACGGCAGAGUUUCUAUUGGAUCCAGAAGAAAAUACACUGAUAAUACCACCGUGUACCAUAUCAAGACACACAUGGUGCAGGGCAAAGAGUCUCAAUCCAGUAUCAUCAACUACCGAAAGACAGGACAGCCCUUUGUGAAUCUGCUGACUGUGAUACCCAUUGCCUGGGAGUCGUCAGAGGAUAUUGACUACUUUAUUGGAUUGCAAGUGGAUCUCGUAGAACAGCCCAAUUCCAUCUUUCAAAGCAUGAAGGACGGCACUUACACUGUCAGCUAUCGAAAUUCCACCAUUCCUCCAUCAAUUCAAGCUGGCCUCAGCAUCAAUGCAGAUUCAGGCAAUGCCGUGGCAGAACCUAUCACGGAAUGGACUAGACCCGUAUCACCAAAACCAAUGUACAACGCCAGCAGCUCACAACAGCCUCAUCAUGCGUCAUUAGCCCUGUCAAACAAGAAUGCGCCCAUCGCAGAGAGCGCCAUUGUGCCUUCACAGCAGCAACAGAAAUCCACCUCACAGCAGCCCUCUCAAUCCCAACAAUACCAGGCGGCACAGCCAUCCGAGGCAGAGCCACCCAUGGAUGUAGAGACACUGAUCAAAGAAGCCAGCACAGACGAGGGCAAAUUCCGACGAUGCUGGCAUGAAUUACUGCUGGAUCAAAGUCCAGACUUCAUCCAUGUCUUAACCAUCAAGGGCAUCUUUCUAUACUGCUCCGACUCGACUGCUCAAGUGCUGGAAUAUGAACCCUCCGAACUCGUAGGCAAAUCACUGAAAGCCAUAUGCCACCCGUCCGAUAUCACCACUGUGAUGCGCGAACUGAAGCAAUCCUCCAACCAUUCCACCGAGCCUGUCAACCUCAUUUACCGUGUGCGUCGAAAGAAUUCAGGCUACAUGUGGAUUGAAUGUUGCGGUAAAUUACGAAACGAGGAUGGCCGUGGACGAAAGUAUGUCGUGUUAUCCGGCCGUGAACGACCCGUGUACCAAUUGCCUCGUAAUGCACUGACGGUAGGCAACAAGGCACAUAGCAUGCGCACCUCCAACACCAUGCCUGGUAUGGAAGAUCACGAAUUCUGGGGAAAAUUGAGUGCAGAUGGAUUGUUGUUGUAUGUCAGCUGGACUGUGGCAAAUGUGUUGGGAUCGCCACCUUCUGAAAUCAUCGGCACUUCAUUGUAUCAGCUGUUGAGAAGCAACCGCACAACCGAUUUAACACGUGCUUUAGCAGAAGUCAAAGAAGGUAAAAUUGUGUACCUGAGACAUGCCUUGUUGGACAAUACAGGCGUGGAGGUCAUGGUAGCUACUACAUUCUAUCCAGACGGCAAGGCGUCUCUGCAAGAGCAGCCUUCGUUUGUGUUGAUGCAGACAAAGGUGAUUGGCGAAGAAGCUACCUUGGCGGAUGAGGAGCCUGUGUUUGUGUCGAUGGAUCCAGAUGUCAAAAAGAAGGGAAGAGCAGACAUGUCGUUGCCUAACGUAGACAGCCAUGGCGUCGUGACACCAACACCGCAAAAUACAAAUACAGUGGAGAGGAUGGUGGAUGAAUUAGACAUUGGGCGAGAUGCCAAUUGGCAGUACGAGCUGCAUCAGUUGAGGAUCAGUAACAAAAAGAUGAGAGAUGACUUGAACAUCUUGAUUCAACGCGCCAAAGAGGCUGGCAACAAGGAAGACACCAUAGUGUGCAGCACAUGUUUCCGAAGAUUUGAUGGAUCCAUGAUUGACACGCAAGAAUAUUCAGCAGACGAACCCUUAACAUGUAAUUCAUGUUCACUUCGCGAGAUGCAGCAGUCGAGUAAUAAUACAUCCCACAACGUGCAAUAA